AUGUCCGAGACGUCCUCCCACGACUCCUUCUACGACUCGCUCUCGGACCUGCUGGAGGACGGCGAGAAUGCGGCCUUCUUCCCGGGGCUGUCGGCCUUCCUCAGCCAGGAGGAGAUCCACAAGAGUCUGGACCUGGCCCGCAGAGCCAUAGCCAGCUCGGAGACGGAUGACUGCGCCUGCGAGGAGGUCCCGCAGCGCUGCAGCCCCUCGCCCAGGAGCCGCCAGAAGCCGCCCGCCCCUCAGGAGGCCCAGCCGGGCGAGCGUGCGUCCCCGGGGACACCUGGGGACGGCAGGCGGGCACCUGCCACGCCUCCGCCAGCCGAGCAAGCCGAGCGCAUUUCCUCGCCCGCAUCGCGGAGGAAGCCUGGAGUCUCGCCCCUGCUGGCCAGGCCCAGCUACAUCCGGAGCCUGCGCAAGGCUGGGAAGCAGGUGGCCAAGGCCCCCGGCGCCAGCGCCAAGCCCAGGGUCGCGCGCCCUGGCAGGGCCGGCCCCCAGAGCCCGCUGAACGACAAGGCGGCCACCCUUAUCGAGGAACUGACCUCCAUAUUCCGAGAAGCCGCCAAGCCCAGAACCAGGAGCCCGGACGGGGAGUCCUCGUCCCCGGACAGCGGGUACCUGUCCCCUAAAAACCAGCCGUCAGACCCAAGGAGCGCCUCGGCCAGCCGCAGCCCCACCCGGGACCAGCAGGACGUGGAGGCCAGGGCCAGGCUCCCAGCGCCUGGGCAUCACCCCACCCGGGACCGGCAGGACGAUGUGGCCCGGCCCAGCCGCAGCCCCUCGUCCCCACCGCCCCUCAGCGCCUGCCACCCCCCAGCCGCUCCCCGGUUCAUCCAGAAGCUGCGGAGCCAAGAAGUGGCAGAAGGUAGUCGGGUCUACCUGGAGUGCAGAGUCACUGGGAACCCUCCUCCUCGGGUCAGAUGGUUCUGUGAGGGGAGUGAGCUGCACAGCAGUCCCGACAUCCAGAUCCUCUGGGACGGGGGCGACCUGCACAGCCUGAUCAUUGCCGAGGCUUUCGAGGACGACACGGGGCGCUACACCUGCCUGGCCGCGAACCCCAGCGGCUCCGACAGCACGUCCGCUGAGGUGUUCAUCGAAGGUGCCAGCUCAUCAGACUCUGACAGUGAAAGUUUAGCUUUCAGAUCGAAACCUGGAGCCAUGCCUCAAGCUCAGAAGAAAACCACUUCCGUGUCCCUGACCAUUGGAUCAUCAUCCCCAAAGACAGGAGUGACCACAGCUGUGACCCAGCCUCUGUCAGCCCCUGUGCAGCAGGCCCCCAGCCCCACCUUGUUCCUCUGCCGGCCGGAUGGACCCGCUGCCGCCUGCCUCCCACCUGUCUUCACCAAGGAGCUGCAGAACAUCUGUGCGUCCGAGGGCCAGGUGGUCGUGCUGGAGUGCCGUGUGCGAGGCACGCCCCCACUGCGGGUCUGCUGGUUCCGACAAGGCAGUGAGAUCCAGGACUCACCGGACUUCCGGAUCCUGCAGAAAAAACCUCGAUCCACAGCUGAACCUGAGGAGAUCUGCACCCUGGUUAUCGCAGAGACGUUCCCCGAGGACGCUGGCAUCUUCACAUGCUCGGCCAGCAAUGAUUACGGCUCAGCAGCCAGCACUGCCCAGCUGGCGGUCACUGCAGCCAGCACAGACGCCUGCGGCUACGACUCAGCAGGAGAGUCCGGCAGUGGCCACUUCCCGCCGCCGUCCCCGCUCUGGGAGCCGAACCCCUUCGAGCUGGCGCCGCAGAAGCCGGCGGAGGCCCCUCCCGUGAGCGGCCCCGAGUCGGGGCCGAGCUCUGCCGCCGACAGGGAAGCCACCGGCGCGCACCGCGCACGCGGAGUGAACGGGCUGGUGAACGGCCGAGCCGACGGCGGCACCGCUCUCCCCAGCCCGUCCGCCCUGCUGUCCCCCACGAAGGAGCCGCCGCCUCUGCUCGCCAAGCCCAAGCUGGACGCGCUCAGGAUCCAGCAGCUGCAGCAGCAGAUCCGCCGGGAGCGCGAGGCCCGCGCGCGCCCCUCGCCGCCCGCGUCCCCGGAGCCCCCGGAGUCGCGCGCGGAGCCCAUGAGCGCGCUGGCUGCCCGCCCCGCGCCCGCCAUGCAGGCCUCCAGCUCCUUCAGCUACGCGCGCCCCAAGCAGUUCAUCGCCGCCCAGAGCCUGAGCCCCAGCGCGCCCCGGUCCCCGGCGCCCGCGUCCCCGCCGACCUCUGAGCCCGAGUGGGGCGCGCUCCCGCCGCCACCCCCGCCGCUCAGCCCUCCGGCGCUCGCCGCAGGGCCCGACUUCUUCCCGCCGCCGCCGCCUCCACCUCCGCCUGGCCCGGGUCCCUCGCCCCGCGCUGCCCGCCCAGGCCCCGCGCCUGCAGCGCUGCUCCGCGCCCUGCUGCCCUCGCAACCAGCCACCGCCAGCACCGUCUCCACCGGGGUCUCCGCCCUCGGCCUGCCGCGUGCCGCCCCCGCUGCGGGGCUUCCCAAGAAGGCCAGCAGACCUGCUAGGAUGGCCUCCGACGAGGAGAUCCAGGGCUCCAAGGACGCCGUCAUCCAGGACCUGGAGCGCAAGCUGCGCUUCAAGGAGGACCUGCUGAACAACGGGCAGCCGAGGUUGACCUACGAAGAAAGGAUGGCUCGGAGGCUCCUGGGUGCCGACAGCGCAACUGUCUUCAACGUCCAGGAGCCAGAGGAGGAGGCAGCCAACCAGGAGUACAAGGUCUCCAGCUGUGAGCAGAGGCUCAUCAGUGAAAUCGAGUACCGGCUGGAGCGGUCCCCCGUGGAGGAGUCAGGGGAUGAGGCACCCUGCGGGGACACGUCUGUGGAGAGCGGAGUGGCCCCCUUCUUUGAGGUGAAGCUGAAGCAUUACAAGAUCUUUGAGGGUAUGCCUGCGACAUUCACGUGCAGAGUGACCGGCGACCCAAAGCCCAAGAUUUACUGGUUUAAGGAUGGAAAGCAGAUCUCCCCCAAGAACGACCACUACAGCAUCCGCAGCGACCCCAGCGGGACCUGCUCCCUGCACACCGCAGCCUCCACGCUGGAGGACGACGGCAAUUACACGGUCAUGGCUGCCAACCCUCAGGGCCGCGUCAGCUGCACGGGACGGCUGAUGGUCCAGGCUGUGAACCAGAGAGGCCGCAGCCCCCGCCCGCCGGCCGGACACCCUCACGGCAGAAGGCCUCGCUCGCGGUCCAGGGACAGUGCUGACGAAGGGGAGCCCAUCCAGGAGCGCUUCUUCCGCCCGCACUUCCUGCAGGCUCCCGGGGAUCUGACCGUGCAGGAAGGCAAGCUCUGCAGGAUGGACUGCAAGGUCAGUGGGCUGCCCACGCCCGACCUCACCUGGCUGCUGGACGGCAAGCCAGUGCGCCAGGACAGCACCCACAGGAUGCUGGUGCGGGAGAACGGCGUGCACUCCCUCGUCAUCGAGCCCGUCUCGGCCCGGGACGCCGGCAUCUACACGUGCGUGGCCACCAACCGGGCGGGCCAGAACUCCUUCGUCCUGGAGCUCGUGGUCGCAGCUAAGGAAGCGCACAAGCCUCCAGUCUUUCUGGAGAAGCUGCAGAACACGGGCGUGGCGGACGGCUACCCCGUGCGCUUGGAGUGCCGGGUCUCGGGGGCACCCCCACCACAGAUAUUCUGGAAGAAGGAGAACGAGUCUCUGACCCACAGCACGGACCGCGUGAGCAUGCACCAGGACCACCACGGCUACGUGUGCCUGCUCAUCCAGGGCGCCACGAAGGACGACGCGGGCUGGUACACGGUGUCGGCCAAGAACGAGGCCGGGAUCGUGUCCUGCACGGCCCGACUCGACGUGUACACCCAGUGGCAGCAGCCGCCGCCGAGCGCCAAGCCGAAGCGGGUGCGGCCGUCGGCCAGCCGCUACGCCGCGCUCUCCGACCAGGGCCUGGACAUCCGAGCGGCGUUCCAGCCCGAGGCCGGCCCGUCCCCGCUCGCGCUGAGCCCCGGCCUGGUGGAGAGCGAGGACCUGUGA
Molecule: messenger RNA, 3963 nt
Organism: Rangifer tarandus platyrhynchus (Svalbard reindeer)
Lineage: Eukaryota; Metazoa; Chordata; Mammalia; Artiodactyla; Cervidae
Source: the annotation of a GenBank genome assembly